CCCGGCCGCCCUGCGGCCCGGGUGCCCCGGAUGGGGAAGUAGGCAGGCUCCCUCCUCCCCUGCCGCACAGCCCUAAGAACUCGCCGGUAGGAACUUGGCUAUACUAUCCUGCCUCAGAGAACAACCUCAUCUUUUGCAGGCCUAGCCUGGGUUGCUGCUUUUGAAAGCAAGGAAAGGAAGGUCAGUAGGAUAUCAGCUACAACACAACAUGAAAUUUCUAGAGAGAUUUUAUAUCAAAACUUUAUAAGGAGCAAGCAGCACACAGACUUCUGCUAGGAAGAUUGAACUAGUCUACAUUUGAGAGAAAGUACAAUGUGUGCCCAACCUGUAACUAAUACCAAGGAGGCCAGGUGGCAGAAAGUCUUGUAUGAGCGACAGCCCUUUCCUGAUAACUAUGUGGACCGGCGAUUUCUGGAAGAACUCAGGAAAAACAUCUAUGCCCGGAAAUACCAAUACUGGGCUGUGGUAUUUGAGUCCAGUGUGGUGAUACAGCAGCUGUGCAGCGUCUGUGUUUUUGUGGUUAUCUGGUGGUAUAUGGAUGAGGGUCUUCUGGCCCCCCAUUGGCUUUUUGGGACUGGCCUGGCUUCUUCACUGAUUGGCUAUGUUUUAUUUGAUCUCAUUGAUGGAGGUGAAGGACGGAAGAAGAGCGGGCGGACCCGGUGGGCUGAUUUGAAGAGUGCCCUUGUCUUUAUUACUUUCACGUAUGGUUUUUCGCCAUUACUGAAGACCCUGACAGAGUCUGUCAGCACCGACACCAUCUAUGCCAUGUCAGUCUUCAUGCUUUUAGGCCACCUCAUCUUCUUUGAUUAUGGUGCCAAUGCUGCCAUUGUAUCCAGUACACUGUCCUUGAACAUGGCCAUCUUUGCUUCCGUCUGCCUUGCCUCACGCCUGCCCCGCUCCCUUCAUGCCUUCAUCAUGGUGACUUUUGCUAUCCAGAUUUUUGCCCUGUGGCCCAUGUUGCAGAAGAAACUGAAGGCAUGUACUCCCCGCAGCUAUGUGGGAGUCACGCUGCUUUUUGCAUUUUCAGCCCUGGGGGGCCUACUGUCCAUUAGUGUCGUGGGUGCCAUACUCUUUGCCCUUCUGUUGGUUUCCAUCUCAUGUCUCUGCCCUUUCUACCUCAUUCGCCUGCAGCUUUUUAAAGAAAACAUUCACGGGCCUUGGGAUGAGGCUGAAAUCAAAGAAGACUUGUCCAGGUUCCUUAGCUAAGCUAGGGACCUCUCUUUCAUUAUUAAGGCAAGUGGAUACACUAACUUCCUAAGAUUUGAAGGCAGAUUUCCAUUCUGGAAGCAGCAUGCUAAUGUGGGUGGGAGAAUAGACAUCAAAAGAAAAAGUUAACCAAGACUUGGAUGGGGAAGCUGCUUAUUCUUUUCUUGUUUUAUGGGUGAACCAGCUUACUGGGGCCCUCUUGAGUCGCCACCUCUUAUUUAAUGUUUGCUGUAACAAAUGAAGUGAUGUGGUCCCUUUAUUAAAAAAUAACAUCCUCAAAUUGUCUCAUAGUUUUUU
This is a messenger RNA of Talpa occidentalis (Iberian mole), 1503 nucleotides long. RefSeq names its product phosphatidylinositol glycan anchor biosynthesis class C (gene PIGC). Gene Ontology annotation, biological process: GPI anchor biosynthetic process. Lineage: Eukaryota; Metazoa; Chordata; Mammalia; Eulipotyphla; Talpidae. The record is from RefSeq and is a predicted model, not a curated record. The transcript is spliced from 2 exons. The coding region runs from base 313 to 1206 and encodes 297 amino acids. Gene Ontology annotation, cellular component: membrane; glycosylphosphatidylinositol-N-acetylglucosaminyltransferase (GPI-GnT) complex.